Messenger RNA from Schizophyllum commune H4-8, 469 nucleotides. RefSeq lists its product as uncharacterized. Bases 65 to 322 code for a protein of 85 amino acids. The record is from RefSeq and is a predicted model, not a curated record. The transcript is spliced from 4 exons. Lineage: Eukaryota; Fungi; Basidiomycota; Agaricomycetes; Agaricales; Schizophyllaceae.
AAAGAAUUACUCGUUCAUUCCCUCCGGCACGCUCAUCGCUCUGCAUAGACUGUAGUUACCCAACAUGCCGGUUCCUUGGGAAGCCCUUCUGCCUCUUGGCAUCAUGACCGCGUUCUUCGGCGUCACUGGUACGGCCUUGAACCUCACCGAGCGCGUCUCGAACCUCGGCCGGAGCGGCCGCUACAACCUGGACCAGUGGGACACUAUGAUGAUCAAUCGUGACUACCGAUUGACUGGGCAUAAGCGGGGACAGAGUACAGAGCCCUAUGCACCUGAGGGCUACGAGACAAGGCCUGUCGUCUCUGUCCAGAGAAUCGCGUAGAUUAUCCCUGGUCCUCCCGAAUACAUCCUUUGCAUCCCGUUUGUAAACCGCCGUUGUGACCAGGAUCAAACCGACUCCCCUCCCUCGAACCUAUCCGUCCUGCUAACGCCUGCUCUCACCACUUCCCCAUCCUCAUGCAAGCGGGCG